AUGAACAUCGUCGACAUUGGAAUAGCUCAUGGGUUCAUCCAGUUUGGACUAGACAUCUGGAUGCUUGCGCUGCCCCUGAUGCAGAUACAAAGUCUGAAUCUGAAAUGGGAAAAGAAGUCCAGUCUGAUGGCCAUGUUCAGCCUAGGUCUCUUUCUCACGGCGGCCAGCUCACUUAGACUGAGACUCCUCGCCGACGCCCAUCGAGGAACAUACAACUUUACAGGUGUCGGAGUUUUCGCGGCAUGCGCGCCUAGCAUCCGACAGUUCUUCCAAGUCUUCGUUCUCAGACGGCGUGUUGGACAGGCCAGCUUGCCCUUGGAACCUAGUCCCGGUAGGGUAUCUGGAGGCGCCGUCGAGGAGAUUCACAAGGCAACAUUGCAGAUGCGUGUCGAUGAGAUCAUUGCCCGAAUGAUGUACAGAUAG
Molecule: messenger RNA, 423 nt
Organism: Colletotrichum fioriniae
Lineage: Eukaryota; Fungi; Ascomycota; Sordariomycetes; Glomerellales; Glomerellaceae
Source: RefSeq, a predicted model, not a curated record